This is a messenger RNA of Lactuca saligna, 2478 nucleotides long. The record is from the annotation of a GenBank genome assembly. NCBI's taxonomy places the organism in Eukaryota, Viridiplantae, Streptophyta, Magnoliopsida, Asterales, Asteraceae.
CUAAACUAAAUCAAAACAAAUAACAGCUUGUAUGUAUUUUCAUUGUAUCUGCUGUAUCUUUGGUGGAAGUUGUACGGAGUAAAAGAAAGUCGCCGAAAGGAGAAAGGGACAUAGAUAUAAAUUAUACGAACUCAACAAACGAAGGAGAACGGGGAAAAAAGAAAUUCCCCAAUUUCAGUUCAAAUUAUUUUUUAGUCGCAAGUAAUGCGAAUUGAGAAACGAAGAACCAGAAUUCUUCCAACGCUGCCAUUAAAGUCGAUCGCGAGCUCUUGCUGGAUUCCGAUUCAUUGAUUUGUUGUUGAUUUCACCGUUUUGGUUAUACAGGUAAUCGUUUCUAGAUCUCGUUGAUAGCUGAUAGUGAUCAAUAGUUUGUCUUAAUUGAUCGCUUUUUGAUUGUUUAUUUGUUUCUGUUGAUUGUGGUUAUGAUUUGAAGAAAAUUCAAAUCCAAGAAGGCGGAUUUUGUUUGUCGUUAGGUGAUUUUAUUAAUUAAAGGCUGCUGCAUUAGGGACAUUGGAAGAUUUGAAAUCAGCCAUAGAUAUGCAUUUUAAAUAAUUAAAGGCUGCUACAUUAGGUGUUCAAUCACGAGAUCCAUUAAUGGAAAACUUAAUCAAGCAUCGACUAUUAUCAGUCGCCAUUUUCAUUCUCAUAAAUCUUCACAUCACCAUUGCUGAUCUGAGCUCCGAUACUGAAGCUCUCCUUAAGUUCGCUUCAUCAGUGCCACACCUCAGAAAACUCAACUGGGAUUCCACUCUCCCGAUUUGCAGUUCGUGGUUUGGAGUUAAAUGCAACGACGCCGGAACACGUGUCACCGCCGUUCAUCUCCCCGGCGUCGGACUUUACGGCCGGAUUCCGCUAAAUACCAUCGGAAAACUAGACGCACUCAAAAUCCUCAGUCUCCGAUCGAACUUUCUCACCGGGAAUCUUCCUUCAGAUAUUCCGUCUAUUCCUUCUCUUCAAUCUCUCUACCUUCAACAUAAUAACUUCUCCGGUAACAUUCCUCUUCCUCUUUCCCCUAAAAUAACUGUUCUAGAUCUCUCCUUCAAUUCCUUCUCCGGUAACAUUCCGGCGGCGAUUAAAAAUCUCACUCGUCUCACCUCAUUGAACCUCCAGUUCAAUUCGUUUUCCGGCGCCGUUCCCGAGCUUAACGUCACUAGGUUACGACUCCUAAACGUUAGCUACAACACCUUAACCGGUUCAAUCCCUGAAUCCCUCCAGAAAUUUCCAGUUUCUUCAUUCGAAGGGAACUCAUUCUUAUGUGGACAACCUCUGAGUCUAUGUUCAUCUUCUUCUUCUUCUUCUCCGAUCAGUCUCCCAUCUCCGGCGAAACAUAAGAAACUCAGUACCGGAGCUAUCAUCGGAAUCGCAAUAGGAGGAUUGUUUGUACUAAUACUACUCGCUAUCUUCUUCGUUUGUUGUUUGAAGAAGAAAAACGACGAAGAUUCAGUCCGUUCAUUGAAAGUCAAAGCAGUGACGGCUGGGAAAAAUGAAAAGUCCGAUGACUUUGGAAGCGGAGUUCAAGCGGCGGAGAAGAAUAAGUUGGUUUUUCUCGAUGGAAGUGGCUAUAACUUCGAUCUUGAAGAUCUGUUGAGAGCGUCGGCGGAGGUUCUCGGAAAAGGAAGCUAUGGGACGGCGUAUAAGGCGAUUCUGGAUGAAGAAACGACGGUGGUGGUGAAACGGAUUCGAGAAAUUGGGGUGGCGAAGAAGGAAUUUGAGCAGCAUAUGGAGUUUGUAGGGAGGAUCGGAAAACACCCGAAUAUUGUUCCGGUGUGCGCUUAUUACUUCUCCAAGGAUGAAAAGCUUCUUGUUUACGAGUAUAUGUACUCCGGCAGCCUCUCCUCACUCCUACACGGUAACAGAGGCAUAGGAAGAACACCAUUAAAUUGGGAUUCAAGAGUGAAGAUAUCACUAGAAUCAGCAAAAGGAAUCGCUCAUAUCCACUCAGAAGGAGGCGCGAAAUUCAGCCAUGGAAACAUCAAAUCAUCAAACAUUCUUCUCACCAAACACCUCGAGGGUUGCGUAUCGGAUCUAGGGUUAGCUCCAUUGAUGAACUUCCUCCCAACAAAAUCCCGAUUCAUUGGAUACUACGCUCCGGAGGUAAUCGAAACCCGAAAAUUCACACACAAAUCCGAUGUUUACAGUUUCGGAGUCCUGCUUCUUGAGAUAUUGACCGGAAAAGCUCCACUUCCGCUCCCGUCGUCCAGUCAAGAGGAGGUGGUUGAUUUGCCGCGGUGGGUCCGGUCGGUGGUCCGGGAGGAAUGGACGGCGGAGGUGUUUGAUGUGGAAUUAAUGAAGGAACAACAUGUGGAGGAGGAGAUGGUGCAGAUGCUUCAGAUUGGGCUUGCAUGUGUGACUAGGGUUCCGGAUAUGAGACCGUCGAUGGAGGAAGUUGUUAGGAUGAUUAGUGAUUUACGGCCGUCGGAAUCUUCUGAUAAUCGGCCGUCGUCGGAGGAUAAUAGGUCUAAUGUGGCUACUCCCUGA